ACACUUCGAUACACCCAGGGCAGGGAUUGAACUGGCAACCAUCCGACUGCCAGACAACCGCUCUUACCUCCUGAGCUAUGUCGCCCCCCAGAUUGGGGUGUAUUUAUGCCAACAGAGAUGCCAAAGAUCAUCAAGAAUUCAGAGGGCUAAUUUGUCACAUUUCCUGGUCCUGCCUUUCAGCUGCCUACAUGACAUGGGCAGCACCAGAAGGAUGUGGGUGUGUACCUCUCUUUCUUGUUGGCCAUUGUUUUGAAAUUAACAAGAGGAAAUGUCUUUGUCUUCACACAACAAAUGCAUAUGAAUAUUACCCACAAUAAGAAUCCAUCACAUUUUUUGAUCUAGGAUUACGCACACCAUAUCAGGAUGGUAACUAUUUCAAUGUUUAAACCAGGCUGACCAGUGGAGGAUGGAGGAUUUUAUUUUUUUUAACCUGAUAUUUUAUAUUUUCUAUUUGGGGGUACAGGCCUGGUGUUUGCUCUCUCUUCUCUUUUUGCUCAUACACAAGUAUCGCUUUCUGGAAAGCUGAGCGUUAAAUGUGGCAGUCUUCCAUAUUUAAAUAUAAAUUUCAAAGAGAGGUUUUAAUUAAGUAGUUCAAAAUGCAUAUAUUGUGCAAAAUGACAUUUUCCUAGAUGCUCCUUUACUCAGUGUUUUAAUAUUCAAAGUAUUAACCUAAGCAUUCAAUGCAUUUGCCAUAUCACAGGCACUCUAUGAAUUCUGAAUGACAUAUUUCAGAAAUAUAAUUCAUAAUGUAAAUAGGUCUAGCAUUAAAAAUAAAUGUUUAACAUGUUUAGUAAUUUUUGUAAAUGUGAGACUUAUCAAAUCGGCACCUGUUAUAAACUGGAGCUUAAGGCAGCUACCAGUUGGUUAUUGGCUCCAGAUUGCAGGUUCUGCUCUAAUGCUACUCUGAUAGCAAGUUUUGCUCAUACAAUGACUAUCCCACUAUCCACUUAAAAAUUAUCCAUUAAAAACCGUAAAGCACGCACGCACACGCACCCCUCAAGCCAAUCAUGAGGUUUAAAAAAUGAGAUAAAUUUGAUUGCGGUUAAGGAGUAAUAAAAAGAAAAAUAAAAGCCACCUAUAUCCUUCUGUAUGUAUUACAAAAGCACAUUUUGUCAUUUAAAGGUGAUGGUUAGGUUACUGCUUGCCCCUUGCCACCGCGAUCCUGAUCUGGACUAAAGCGGUUGGUUAGGUUAAAACAUGUUUUUUGGUAUUUACAGAAUGACAAUAUAUAAGAUAUUAUCAAAAAAAAAAAAAAAAAAAGCUAAAUGUAGGCUGUUGUCUGAAAAUUCAGUUAAGCAAAACCCAUAAUGUUAAAAUCAAUACAUAACGUAGCCUAAUAUGUCACUCGCAAACAAAGAAAAGGCUGCUAAAAAUACUGAAACAAAGCUUGACCGUAUACAUUAUGGCAAAUUGGUGACAUGUGACAUCGACUGAUAAAGGUGUUUGGAUUGAAUAGAUUUUAGACGGGAACCGGAGAAUAAGGCCUACAGUCUUGCGUUAGGCCUAGAUUUUCACUGACAUAGGCAAGCCACGAAAAGCAUGCAACAUGGAAUUGUGUUGAACUGCCUUAAUUUGUGUUAAAUUUUAAAGCUACGAAGACUUGCGCCGCGUUGGUUUGCAUCCCAACUUCGGGUUUAAUUGUAACAUUUCACUCUCGGUACUUUCAGGGAAAUUGCCAGUGAAUGCCCCAGAAAUAUAAUUGAAAUGUGUAAUCAUAGCAAAUGGAUGUAGGUUGUUUUGUUUCUAUUAAAAAUAAUUAACCUAUCUCUAGUAUUAUUCCUGAAUUGAGCCAAAUACGAAAACCGUUAGUUAUGUCCCGCUUUCCCUUACAUAUUCUGUAAUUGAAAAUAGAAAAAGUCAGUGAUUAACUGUUCAAAUGUGAUCUAAGAAUUGAGGGAAUUCCGCAAAUUGAGCGUUGUUGCCUGUAAACUACCUAUUCAUCAAUAAUGCAGAGUAGUGUUGAAACAGAUUUCGAAACUAAGUUGAGCGGUUUAAAAAAAAUCGAGUAAGGAAGUUUAAAGGAAGUCCAGGAGUAGGGCUAGAAUAUUUCAGCCAACAUCAGCAAACACGGUCUAGCGUCAAAUGCAACAUGGCAUGGGGCCGUAUUUAAAAGACCGGACAGGAGGAGGAACCCGACGGUCUGAAAACGCCACGGUCACUUUGGGUCAUCGCCGUGUGGGAAGAUUGUGCACCUGUGCUCAGCAUUCAACCUCACGCUCCCUUGGAGGCUUCGGAAGGCGCUCUGUCCACAGAGGGGCUUGGCUCCCGUCUGGUCCCCGAGCAGGAUGCUCGUCUUCUGGGCCCUUCGUGCUUCUCUCCUCCCUGCCCUGGCGCUGGCCUCUGAAUCGGAACGCUGCCCUGCACAGAACCCUUCCACUGUGCUGGAUUCCUUGGAGUGCUACAAUGACUACAAUUCCCACAUUCGCUGCAGCUGGAGAGAGGACAAUCGGACACACUCACAAGCCCCCCUGUCUCUCUUUCACUGGGACGAGGAGGAGAACAGUGAGUCUGCGUGUGAGCCUCGCGGCCCCCCCGUCCUGCUGCCCGACGGCCAGCUCGCGGCCCACUGCCAGUACAACACCACGCUGUUCGGCAUCUGGAACCAGGACCACUUCUUCUUCAAGACCCCUCACUCCCCCGGCCUCUCCAGGAACCUCUCGGUGUCCCAGCUGGUGAGAGUGCGCCCCCCCCACAGCCUGUCCCAAAGAGCUGUGGAAGGAGGGGGCAGAGCGUUGCGCUGGAACAGCUCCUACCCUCCCUCCUCAAUCCUCUACCCAACGCUGAACUACCAAGUGAAGUACAGGCGGACGGGCCAGGACUGGACGGUUUUGGAGGUUUCUGAGGAGGAAUUAGUCAUUGAGUCAGACUCAUUGGCACCUGGCUGCCGGUAUGAGGCUGGGGUGAGGAGUCGAGGAGGAAAGGGGCGGUGGAGCGACUGGAGCCCCCUGGUGGAGUGGAAGACUGAAGAGGCCCCUGUGCCAGGCCCCUAUAACCUGCAGUGUGAGUUUGAUGGAGAGACAACGAUGAGCUGCAGUUGGGAAUUGCAGGCGGACCUCGCCCAGCUUGUCACCUACCACCUCUCCUACCGCACCGAUCCCACUGCACCGGUCAAGUGGUGCUGUUCUGACGGUCUCAGUGUAGACACCGGUCUGUCCGCGCUGAGGCUCAGCUGCAGUUUCUCAGUCUCACAGCCGGAGCAGCUGCUGGUGGAGCUCACUCCCUCGUACAACACCAAGAUGAUCGAGGGUUGCACAAACAUCCGCCCAAACCCCCCGGACAAUGUGACGCUCAGGAAAGUAGAGGAAGAUUGGGUGCUGAGCUGGACCCCCCCCCCAAGCGACUCCAAAGUCCCAAUCUCCUUCGAGGUGCUCUACUGGAGAUCUGACACACCGGAGGAGGCGAACAACUCCACUGUUCCUAAGGGGGUUUGGUCGCACCGGUUCCGUAGGUCUUCUCUGCUGCCCUCCACGGGAUACAGUGCAGCGGUGCGCGCCCUGGUCACCCCCGGGACGGAAACGUACGCGGGGCUCCCCUCCGACUGGUCAGAGCACGUGCACUGGAACACACACCCAGCUCCCUGGUCCUACUACUACUGCAUCCUGUUCCUGAUGGCGGUGGUUCUCUGCCUGUUGCUCACCUUGCUCACCAUUCCCCCCUGUCGAAGGAGGGUGAAGGUGUGGGUGGUGUCUGUUCCUUCUCCCUUCAAGAGUAAAGUGCUGAAAGAGAUGGCGGAGAAGUCUACAAAUAACAGCUUGGCCUAUCAGAAAGUGUUUGAGGGAGCUCAUAUCAGCAAGAUUGAAGUGUUGAAGGUCCAGGAAAUUGAGUGCAGUCCACAUGCAUCGGAGGAUCCCGUCCAGCGGCUGUGGCUGACUACUGCUGAGGAAGAUGGACCGUACCAACAGGUCUCCGGGCAGGGGGCAAGUGUACCCGCUAGUGCUAGUUUGAGUGGCCCUGGCGUUUCACCCUCCCCUGGUCCCGAGCCCCAGAGUGAGGGGGCUGUGAGUGGGCCCAGUGUGCAGGACGGCGUCUCCCUCUCGCCUCUGCCCACCGCCCCGAAAACACCUCUCCAGUGUGGGAGCGAGUACGUGGAGGUACCUCAGAACGUGUCCCCUGCGUGGUCCGUGGGGGAACCGGAGCCACGGGAUGUGUGCAUUCACAUUGGCUGUCCCCUGUUGGGACCUGCUGAGUCAGAGACAGAGCUGCCUUUAGCCCCCAAACAACUGGGUUUGGACCCAUGUGCCUAUAUGCCCAUCCCCUGUAAGACUCAAGAAGUUAUGAUCCGGCAAAAUCCAGACUGUUCCCUACUACCGGAUCUCGGGACGGUCAAAAAGAGUGCCGCACCCCCCUCUGUACCCCCUGCUGGAUCCGGAUCUGGGGAUCUGGCUGGGGACAGAGUGGGCUGGCUGGAGGACAUCAAAGAGGAUUACGCCUAUGUGAAACUGUCCUUGGGUAUGACUCGCACGGAAUUCUGCCACGACUGCGGGACACAGAAAGACACGCAGCUGUCAAUCGCCUCCUCCCCUGUAGAGGGCAGCACAGAGCAGCAUGGGGGCACCGUCUGGGCAGAUCUGCCGAGGUCCGAAGCCGUGUCUGGAUCAGCCUGCUAACUACUGUGUCCUCAAAGUAUGUACUCUCAACUUAGGACGCUGCAUACUGCUCGGUCCGUAUUUUUAGUACGCAGUGGGCAGCAUGUGAAAAGUAUCCUCCAGACUGUUUUCCAGCCGUACUGUGGGAGUGUGUUCAGAUGUUCCACGCUUGUGUGGCCAGUCUCAUUUCAUUGUUUUUGUUGCAGGAGAACAUCAGAGAAGCUGUGUCUCUUUUUUUUUUUAAAGCAACGCUGUGUGGCAGAAUCGCAGGACCAGAAUGGUUGUUUACUACCUGAAAAGUAUGAUUCCGAAUAUACUCUGCUACGCUAAUAAAUAUAUCAUACUGGGAUUCUAAGUACACCUCAUGAAGGGAAAAUUUUUCCUACUUAACAUCUCUCAUAUCCAGUGUACUGAACAACUAUACUCAAUAGUCGGCAAGUGCGCUUAUUUGGACACAGCCCAUUUUAAGAACACGGUCCAUCCCCAACUCAAUACAAUGUAGUAAAAGAAGAACGAGAUA
Anguilla anguilla (European eel) is the source of this 5106-nucleotide messenger RNA. Its product is annotated as cytokine receptor common subunit beta-like. The record is from RefSeq and is a predicted model, not a curated record. Gene Ontology annotation, biological process: cytokine-mediated signaling pathway; immunoglobulin mediated immune response. The coding region runs from base 2286 to 4607 and encodes 773 amino acids. Gene Ontology annotation, cellular component: external side of plasma membrane. NCBI's taxonomy places the organism in Eukaryota, Metazoa, Chordata, Actinopteri, Anguilliformes, Anguillidae. The transcript is spliced from 14 exons. Gene Ontology annotation, molecular function: cytokine receptor activity; protein binding.